Molecule: messenger RNA, 1404 nt
Organism: Nipponia nippon (crested ibis)
Lineage: Eukaryota; Metazoa; Chordata; Aves; Pelecaniformes; Threskiornithidae
Source: RefSeq, a predicted model, not a curated record
AUGCCUGUGCCGCCGCCGCCACCACCACCUCCUCCUCCACCGCCUCCACCACCUUCUGGAGGGCCCCCUCCACCACCACCUCUGGCAAGUUCAGAGGUACCAAAAUUGCGAAAGGAAGACCAAAAAGCACGAAGCGCGCUGUUAGCUGAUAUCCAGCAGGGAACUCGCUUAAGAAAAGUGACUCAAAUCAAUGACCGCAGUGCACCACAGAUUGAAAAACCCAAAGGAGCUAACAGAGAUGGAGUUAAUCCAGCCGUUAAUAAAGGCAGCUCUCAGCAGCCUCUGGGAGGUUUAUUUGCUGGUGGCUUUCCUGUUCUCAGACCAGCAGGCCAGAGGGACGUGCCGGCUGGGAGGCCUGGGCAGCUUCCUGGAGUCCGAGCAGCGGCUCCCAAGCCCUCCGCCCCACCGACCAGCAGCGCUGCGAAGGCGAGCAGUACCCCCUCGCAUCCAGCCGAAGGCCCAAGGGCGGCUGUCCCACCAGAGCCCCCCAGCACCUCCCGAGCCGGAGCCGGAGCGGGCCCCGGGCGGCCCAGCCUGCCCGCCCCCCCGCCACCGCCCCCUGCUUCCAGCAAGCCUUCCCUCACUUUCCCUCCUCCUCCCCCUCUCCCCCCUCCAGCCGAGCGCCCUCCCAAGGGGGUGUCCCCCGGCGCCGCUCCUCCGCCCCCGCUCCCUCCUCCUCAGGCUGACAAACCCACCAAGUUUCAAGCAGGCGCUUCACACCCCCCGCCGCCGCCUCCUCUUCCUCCCCUGCCCCUCGUGCCCCCCUGUGGCUUUCCAGGCAGGACAAACGAUUUCUCUGCUGCUGCUUCCUCUCCAUCUGAAGGAAGGGACUGUCCGCCUCCCACGCCGCCCCCGCCACCUCCUCCUCCGCCACACACGCACUCCCUGACCUCAAACAGGCUCUCCUUUCCACCCUCCCCAGCCUUUAGCAGUGGUGACGUGCCCCCUCCACUGCCCCCCAAGUCUCCCCACUUGCUGUCACAGGGCCAUAAGCCAAGCAGCAUCCAGUCGCUGCCGCUUCCUCCCACUCCGCUGCCGCUUUCUCCCACCCCUGGCCUCCCACAGCCCGCAACAGUGGUGGAGACCAGGAAGAAGAGACCCGGCCGAGGCACAGGAGCUGGUGCCGGGAAGCUAGUCGUUCCUCCACAGCCACCAGCGAGAUCACCAACAACUGAACUUACAAGCAAGUCUGGAGUCUCAGCCUGGGCUACAGCUCAUGACCCCUACCCACCACUUAAAAAUGGAAAUAUGCACAUCAUGGAUGACUUUGAAUCUAAAUUUACUUUCCAUUCUGUGGAAGAUUUCCCCCCACCUGAUGAAUUCAAGCCAUUUCAGAAAAUAUAUCCCAGCAAGAUAGCUAGAGAUCCCUCUAAAAAUCCUCCAUUAAGAACACAUGUGAGAUGA